This is a messenger RNA of Lentinula edodes (shiitake mushroom), 1094 nucleotides long. Its product is annotated as solute carrier family 25 member 38. Gene Ontology annotation, cellular component: mitochondrial inner membrane; mitochondrion. The coding region runs from base 101 to 1000 and encodes 299 amino acids. Gene Ontology annotation, molecular function: glycine transmembrane transporter activity. The record is from RefSeq and is a predicted model, not a curated record. The transcript is spliced from 9 exons. NCBI's taxonomy places the organism in Eukaryota, Fungi, Basidiomycota, Agaricomycetes, Agaricales, Omphalotaceae. Gene Ontology annotation, biological process: glycine import into mitochondrion.
UCUAGGAUGGGUGUUACGUAACUCAUCCCGACUUAGAAAUUAACUCAACCUACUGAAGCCUACCCACUGGCACUGCGCCGUGUAAUUACUUCCUAUUCCUAUGAAAAAUGUCGGCCAGCAAAUGACUUCGGGCGCUGUGUCCGGCUUGACUUCAACCAUUGCCUUACAACCAUUUGACCUCUUGAAGACCCGGCUACAACAAGGAGACAGCGUUCAAGAUCGCAAUGUAUCCGUCCUGAAGACUAUAAGGGAGGUCUUGAACUCCAAUGGAAUGCGAGGGCUUUGGAGGGGAACGGCGCCUUCCUUGAUACGUAACGUCCCCGGUGUAGCGCUGUACAUGACUGGUUUAACCCAGCUCCGGUCUAUCAUGGCUUCAUCCCAAUACUUUACUGUUCCAAUCAUCCAUAAUCAACCAAAUGCGACGCACAGCUCCGUGUUACCUAAACUCACGAAUACUGGGAAUCUUGUCGCUGGUGCAACAACUCGAGUGGGAGUGGGACUUUUGAUGAAUCCUCUUACUCUGCUCAAAGCAAGAUUCGAGAGUAACAUUUAUGCAUAUCAAACGCUAUCCGGAGCAUUCGCCUCUCUUGUCCGAUCAGGUCCCACCGAACUCCUACGAGGCGUAUCAGCCGCUUCGUUGAGGGAUGCACCGUAUGCUGGUAUCUUCGUCGUGUUCUACGAAGCCUUGAAACGGAAUGCCUCUCUCGUCGUAACACCAACCUCUCACACUCAGUCCUCAAUACUGCACAGCGGCGCGGCGGCGGUGGCGGGCGCGCUUGCGACUCUAGCUACUCAUCCCUUCGAUGUUGUGAAGACCAAAUUGCAAGUCCGCACUGAGAACCAAUACCUUAGCUUUGCAUCGACAGUGCAGACCAUCUGGAGGUACCGUGGUAUACGCGGCUAUUUUGAUGGUGCUUCCCUUCGGCUUUCACGAAAGGUCCUGAGUUCGGCUAUAGGCUGGGCUGUCUACGAGUUCAUUUUGAUGUCUGUAUGGUCUUGAAGGAAAAAAACACUUGUGCUGGACUCAAAAUUAAUUGAUCACUUGAAAAGCUGCUAUCUGUAUAUACAUAUAUAUCUUCAAGUUAUUUCAGCAA